Coprinopsis cinerea okayama7#130 is the source of this 453-nucleotide messenger RNA. RefSeq lists its product as hypothetical. The record is from RefSeq and is a predicted model, not a curated record. NCBI's taxonomy places the organism in Eukaryota, Fungi, Basidiomycota, Agaricomycetes, Agaricales, Psathyrellaceae. Bases 1 to 453 code for a protein of 150 amino acids. The transcript is spliced from 2 exons.
AUGGGGGAAUUGGACCUUUCAUAUGGCAAGGCGUUUGAAUUUUUCACCAAAUUGCUCAAAGAUCCCGUAGUCCGCGACCAACUUCGCGGUGAAUACUCAAGAGACCCUGAUCCCCACGGUGAACUAAGCCCCGUCAAGAUUCAGGCCCGCCUUAACGAAGUGCAACAGGAGCUCAAGCAGGCACGGGAGGAGAUCGAGCGUCGUGACGCCAACCUCAAAAGGUUGAUCGGUGAUCUCCAAGAAACCAAGGAGAAGUUGCAGGAAUCCAGAAGGGAGCUAGCGCAUUAUACCAGACGACAUGUAGAGGUCGCACCUGCAGGCUCUAGCAACCCCGCCGCUGAACGCUCCUCACGACCGUUUUACGUGGGUAGCAAGCGCUCUCUGGCUAUCUAUCGGAAACGGGACAGCGUACCGUCACCUUCAGGCAUGGCUUCCCGCGGAAACGAGAAAUAA